This is a messenger RNA of Staurois parvus, 394 nucleotides long. The record is from the annotation of a GenBank genome assembly. Lineage: Eukaryota; Metazoa; Chordata; Amphibia; Anura; Ranidae.
UACACUGAUCAUUAAGGCCCUGAUGAUCAGUGAUGUCAUAUGACGUCCUCCCAUUCUAACCGCGCAUGCGCGGCUCCUGGAGCGUGCAUCACGGCGAUCAGCGAUCAUCAGAGCACUGAUGAUUAGUGUGCCCUGAUGAUCUGUGUAGCUCCAGCACCGUCACCUGUCAGUGUCCAUCAGUGCCAGCUCUCAGUGCUCAUCCAUGCCACCUGCCAGUGCCACAUCAGUGCCACAUUUCAGUGCCACAUAUCAGUGCCCAUCUGAGCUGCCUUUCAGUGUCACCCAUCAGUGCCAGUCAGUGCCACCUAUCAAUGCCAGUCAGUGCCACCCAUCAGUGCUGCCAAUCAGUGCCACCUAUCAGUGCCAGUCAGUGUCGCCUAUCAGUGUGCAUCAG